This is a messenger RNA of Drosophila willistoni, 858 nucleotides long. RefSeq lists its product as uncharacterized. The transcript has 3 exons. The coding region runs from base 1 to 858 and encodes 285 amino acids. The record is from RefSeq and is a predicted model, not a curated record. Lineage: Eukaryota; Metazoa; Arthropoda; Insecta; Diptera; Drosophilidae.
AUGCAAACUUUAACCCUCUUAAUGCUGCUGCUGCUGGGAUUGGCCAUGCUUUUGGCUACGGCCAAUGCCUCACCUGCCCUCGGGGCCAGCGAUAACUCGAUAACUUCGGAUUAUCGCAAUCGCAUGGAAGACCAAAUCUUGGCCAAGCUGAAUGUGAAAUGCAGCCAAAGAGAUAAUCAUUCCUGCAUGAUGCUCAAACUGAUUGUCUUUAUGAAUCGUCUCUUUAAGAAGUCCAGUAUCGAUUUUAAUGAGAAUAUCAAGGUCAUGCAAAACAGAGACAUUUCCGAGAUACCAGAUGACCCAGAGGACGACCUCUUGCUGGCACGUGCCAUGGACUCGGAUGAGGAAAGCUACGGACUGCUGGUGGCCAACAAGUUGUGGAAAUUCGUACGCUCACGUACACUGCGCUACAAAUUCUCCGACAAUGCUGACUUUGUGAUGAGCAGCGAGCCCAAGGGCAGUCUCAACAUUGGUGUCUCUGUGCGUCCCAUCGAGGCUCUGGAGGAGGGACGUGGCAAAAUGAAGAACAUGGGACCCCUGCUCAUGAUGAUGGCCGCCAAGACUGGCGUGGUGGGUGCCAUUUUGCUCAAGGGUCUGUUCCUGCUGGCCGGCAAGGCUCUAAUAGUUUCCAAGAUAGCUCUGCUCCUGGCCGUCAUCAUAUCGCUGAAGAAAUUGCUCUCCAGCAAAAAGACAAUUGUCGAGGUUCCCUCUCAUCAUGAUAGCUAUAGCUCGGGUUGGGCGCGUGCUCUUGAUGGUUUUGUAGAGGGCUUGGCUGAGGUACCAUCGCAGAUAUUGGCACAAGAUGCUCAGGAUAUGGCAUAUAGUGCCCAACAGCCAACAUCAAAGGUGGCGCAAUAA